Drosophila willistoni is the source of this 1197-nucleotide messenger RNA. RefSeq names its product zinc finger protein 665. The record is from RefSeq and is a predicted model, not a curated record. The transcript has 3 exons. Gene Ontology annotation, cellular component: nucleus. Gene Ontology annotation, molecular function: zinc ion binding. NCBI's taxonomy places the organism in Eukaryota, Metazoa, Arthropoda, Insecta, Diptera, Drosophilidae. The coding region runs from base 39 to 1061 and encodes 340 amino acids.
CAUCUCUAAAAUAGUUUACAAAUUUCUGAGACAUAAACAUGAAUUUGAACGAAGUCUGUCGUAUAUGCGCCAAUCAAAUCAGAGAUAAAAAACGACAAAAGAAUGUGUUUUGUCAUAAACGUCUUUUAAAACAGCUUCAGCUAAUCACGGGAGUCGUGCUAACAAUGGAGGACGAUGGUCUACCCAAAUUCAUAUGUGAACGCUGUCAAUCCGAAUUGGAUUUGGCUGUAAAAUUUCGCGAGCGUUGCAUAUUUUCACAAAGAUAUCUGAAGGAAAUGCUGGAAAAGGAGUAUGAAACAGGAGAACCAGAGUUUGUAGAAUUGGAUGUUACUGAUGCGCCAAUGGUUGAAUUAGAUGAUGAACAGCUGAUGUUUGAGGAAGAGGGAGUGUUGAUUGAAGUGGAUCACAACUACGAGGACGAGGAGGGUCAAAUUUUAAUAGAAGAUCGGUUGGAGAAAGAAGAGGAAGACGACGAAACUGAUCCUGAAGCAUCUGUAAUGGCUGCGGCAGAAGCAGCAUAUGUAGCUGAUCUUGAAGAACAACAGAAUACAGGGGCGGCCAAAAGUCGGCAACAAUUCUUUAUUUGCGAUGAAUGUGGUCACUUGUCGGUAAAUCUUAACUCCUAUAGUGCGCAUUUAAGGGCUCAUGCGGAUCGUCAAACAAUGAAACGGUUUUAUCCCUGCAACGAGUGUUCGAAAACAUUCACAACCAAAGCCAAAUUAAACAAUCAUCGACAACAGUCCCAUAGCAACGUGCGCAUUUUUAAGUGUUCCACCUGUGGAGAGACCUUUGCUGCCUAUGGAGACAGGCAAAGACAUGAAAAAACUCAUGCCAAUGAACGACCAUAUCCAUGUCUAGAAUGUGAUAUGGUUUUCCUCAGCGUAAAGCAACUGAGACUCCAUUCGGCUUGCCAUGACUCACCGCCCUACAGGUGCGUCCCAUGUGGAAAGGAGUUCCCGAUACGACUGCAUUGGCAUAGUCACAAAAAAAGUAGGGCCCAUAGAGUCGUGGUAACAAAGGUCAAUAGAUACGCGGAAACGAGAAAACGAAUUAAGUUUUAAGCUUAUUAAACAUAUAAGUUUGCAGUGAUCUUUAUCUCGGUAGUUCGCAGAAUGCGAAAUUUGCAAAUUGUGCCGAUUCUAUAUAAAUACAGAUUAUUGAUAGGAAUGAAAUAAAGAAAUUUAAAAAAUUGGGAAA